This is a messenger RNA of Meyerozyma guilliermondii ATCC 6260, 1275 nucleotides long. RefSeq names its product choline-phosphate cytidylyltransferase (gene PCT1). Gene Ontology annotation, biological process: CDP-choline pathway. The coding region runs from base 1 to 1275 and encodes 424 amino acids. Gene Ontology annotation, molecular function: phosphatidylcholine binding; choline-phosphate cytidylyltransferase activity. NCBI's taxonomy places the organism in Eukaryota, Fungi, Ascomycota, Pichiomycetes, Serinales, Debaryomycetaceae. The record is from RefSeq and is a predicted model, not a curated record. Gene Ontology annotation, cellular component: nuclear envelope. The transcript has a single exon.
AUGCCUGAUCCAGCCCGGACUGCCGAGGGCGACCAUGACAACAAGGAUGGCACCACGAUUUCAAGAACCAUUUCUGUGGAAUCAAUUGCACCAAAAUUGACGUCGUUAUUUCGACAAAGAAAACGUGGUAGAAACGACGAGUCGGAUGGUUCAGGUGAGUCCACAGGCGAUUCUGGCCAUUCCAGUGACGACGACAAUGUAGCGCACAAGAGACAAAAGCGAGAAAAAACCCAGGAAGAAAAAGAUUUUGAAGAAAGAGAGGCAAAAUUGGAUGCUGAACUUCCGCAAGAAUUGAGAAAAUUCCGUCCCCGUGGUUUCAAGUUCAAUCUUCCUCCAAAAGACAGACCAAUUCGUAUCUAUGCCGACGGUGUUUUCGACUUGUUCCACUUGGGUCAUAUGAAGCAAUUGGAACAAGCCAAAAAGGCAUUUCCAAAUGUAGAAUUGGUGUGUGGAAUUCCAUCUGAUAUUGAGACUCACAAGCGCAAAGGAUUAACGGUGUUGACCGACCAACAGAGACUCGAGACAUUGAAGCACUGUAGGUGGGUCGAUGAGGUGGUUCCCAAUGCUCCAUGGAGCGUGACUCCACAGUUUUUGAGAGAGCAUAGAAUCGACUAUGUGGCUCACGAUGAUUUGCCCUAUGCAUCUACUGACAGCGACGAUAUAUACAAGCCUAUUAAGGAAGAGGGAAAAUUCCUUACUACUCAAAGGACACUGGGUAUUUCAACGUCUGAUAUUAUCACCAAGAUCAUUCGUGAUUACGACAAGUACUUGGCGAGAAACUUUGCUCGAGGUGCGACUCGCAAGGAACUCAAUGUUAGUUGGUUAAAGAAAAACGAAUUGGAAUUCAAGAAGCAUAUCAGCGAUUUCAGGUCUUAUUGGACCAAGAACAGAGCCAACUUAAACACAGUUUCCCGGGACUUAUACUUUGAAGUUAGAGAGUACAUGAGAGGAAGAAGAGCCGAUGCUGCAUCGUUACUCGAAGCUGGCUCCGCUGCCAGCGAUUCAGAAGACUCCCAUUCGCAACCACACUCUCGCGCUGGCUCGCCACUCAGUGAGUUUGCUGCCAAGUACAUUGGAAACGCCAACAAGGACUUGAACAAGUCGAUCUUUAAAAAUGUCGCUGGUUGGAUGAAGCGUGAUGAAGAAAGGACCCUUGAUAACUUGUCCACGACCUCUUCCAAGGAAACUGCCAAUAAUAAACCACUCAAGCAAGUACAAUCGGAGCCAAAAAGCAGUCCCAAAAGACCAAUCAAACGAACUCGAAAGAGGACCUAA